ACAUGGCGCGAAAUUUUCUAGUUUUUCGUUUUCCGACAAAAUUUUUGAGUCCGGGAACCGAACCAAUUCAAGAAUAAAUUGCGCGAGAAAACGUUUGCCAGGAGUUUUAGUAGGAAGUAAUUCCAAGUCAUGUUAAUUCGCUCCUUAAAUUACGCUUGUGGUUUGGCUGUGAGUUCAUUCAUUGCAGUCAACACUCUCAACACUUUUCGUCCUGGAAAUACGGUGAGAGGGAAAGACGUCGACAGAAAAGAUAAGGAUCUUGCAUUAAAACAAGUUCAAGUAAUAUUCCGACAUGGCGCAAGGACGCCCAUAAAGACAAUUUCUGGUUUAGAGGAAAAUGUUUGGGAUAAACAAGAACUUAGAUAUGAACUUGAGCAUACUAAAUUGAAGUAUGAAGUGAAGAGCCUGAAUAGUCAUGAAUUGAAGGAAGAAAAUUCAACAAAAAAUGUAUUGAAGGGAGGUUGUGAGAUGGGCGCAUUGACAACUGUAGGGCAACAACAGGCCUAUGACCUAGGUCGGAAACUGAAGAAGUAUUAUAUUGAUGAACUUAAACUUGUCGAUGACAACUUUGAUGAGAGGAUAAUUUACCUUCGAACAACCCAUGUCCCAAGGGCCAUUGAAUCAUUGCGCUGUGUCGUGACUGGAAUGUUCAACCACAUAAAUGAGCCAGUUAUCUUUUGGACGUUGCCCAUUGUUGAAGAAGUAUUUUUUCCAAAUUACUCAGCCUGCAAGGCUUUAAAGCAGUUUGUCAAGUACUGUUUCACACUUGCUCAUAAAUUACCAGGAUAUCAGGGAGACUUGGAGAAAUUCAUGAGAGCAGUUGGAAAACCAAUGAAAAACAUUAAUUUCAUUCACAUUUAUGAUGACAUGAGUUGCAGAAAUGCUCACAACAAAAUAUAUUCAGAUGAAGUUAAAAGUUUAAUGAAAACUGUGGAAGCUCGUGCAUUACAGCUGUACACAAGUGUAUAUCAGUCUCCUCCAACGUGGACAAAAGGAAUGAUUCUUCCAUUAUCUGGUGGUCAUAUGCUCCAAAAUCUUUAUAAAAAUAUUCAGUCAAGUAUUGAGAAAACAAGCAACCAUAGACUGUAUUUGUUCUCUGCGCAUGAUGCAACGUUGAUAACUCUGUGCGCUGCGUUGGACAUAGAACUCAAAGAAUGGCCAUCGUUUGCUUCCUAUGUUUCCUUGGAACUUUAUGAGAACGAGGUCUGUGAACAUUUUGUUCGCGUUGUUUUCUCAGGAGAUGUCAAGAAUUUUAAGAAAUUUAGUAAAGAGAUACCCAUUAAAGAAUUCAAAGCAAUAGUUGAUCGAUUGGCGAUCGACGAUUACGAGAGAGUUUGUAACACGAUGUUUGAUAUACCAGAACAAAGUCAAUGAAUUUUAGCUAAUUUACAUAAAUCGCGUUGCAAUGUUACAAAAUGUACGGCGGUAGACGAUUAUGAAAAAGUUUGUAGCACUUUGUUUGAUAUUUCAGAACAAAGUUAAAUGAAAUUGUAAUUUACAUAAAUUGCGUAGAAAUGUUACCUAUAAUCAAACUUACACUAUGUAUGUAAAAUAAAACGAACGAUUAUUCAAUGAACGAUGUCAAUUUUUUUGUCAAAAUAAAUUAAGAUUUUUUUGGUAA
Molecule: messenger RNA, 1621 nt
Organism: Xenia sp. Carnegie-2017
Lineage: Eukaryota; Metazoa; Cnidaria; Anthozoa; Malacalcyonacea; Xeniidae
Product: lysophosphatidic acid phosphatase type 6-like
Exons: 10
Coding region: 130-1374 (414 amino acids)
Biological process (GO): dephosphorylation
Molecular function (GO): phosphatase activity
Source: RefSeq, a predicted model, not a curated record